Molecule: messenger RNA, 3965 nt
Organism: Artibeus jamaicensis (Jamaican fruit-eating bat)
Lineage: Eukaryota; Metazoa; Chordata; Mammalia; Chiroptera; Phyllostomidae
Exons: 3
Coding region: 187-867 (226 amino acids)
Source: RefSeq, a predicted model, not a curated record
GCGGACCGCAACCAGUCUGCUAAAAAGAAGAACAAAAACGGGAAAGACUUUGAGUGGACGCCCGGACAAAGCCCUCCGGGCUCGGCGAGCGCGGUGCGCCGGAGCGCUGGCUCGGGAAUCCGGGCGAUCGCCGGCUCCGAAGGGCGCCCGCCCAGCGCGCCUCUGAGGGCAUUCGGACCGAAUUUUAUGGUAUCCUUUCGAGAGCGGACUGCAGCAGGCGAGUUCCGGAAGGCUGAUUCCCCAGAUCCCGGCCGCCGACUGCCGCAGCUCGCCCUGCGGCACGCCCGGCCGGGCUGCGCCUGGGCUCGGCCGACUAGGAAAAAGCCUGGACCCGAAAGGAUGGGGGAGAACAAAGAGCCUUUGGAAGACGGCGCUGUUAUCUCAUUGUCUGUGCGAUUGGGGAGCUGCGGCAGGGAGGAUGCUGUGGUCCUUUCCUCCCUGCACUCCCCCACCCCCAGCCCUUUCCCCGCUGUCAGUGCGCACGCACUCGCGCCGUUUUUUACUUAUUUUUCCCUGUUUUCUCAUUCCAUCUUCUCUCCAGUCCCCUUUCUUUCUUCCGCCUUUCCUUCCUUCCUCCUUGCCUUCCUCAGGAGAAAGGCCUCUCUCUCCGUGUUCACAGCGGACCUUGAUUUAAAUGUCCAUACAAUUAAGGCACGCGGUGAAUGCCAAGAAUGGGGCUGGCUGAGCACCGUCGGUCCGCGAGGUCCCGCCAAGGAAGGAGCCACAGAGCCAAGGCGCCCUCUGCAGAGCUCAGCGCUGCGGCUUGGGGCUGGAGGGGUCGCGAGCUCCCGGGGGUGGAAGCCCUUGGCGUGGGGAGGUGUGUGGUUUGUGACAGACGGGGGCUUAGAAAUGCGAAACCGAAGCUGAUUCUGUAACAGAACUGCGGAUCCGUGCAAGCACCGAAGCGGGGGGAGGAGGGGAUGCUGGUGAGCGCAUUGCGGAGCGCUUCUCUGUGAAUAUUUUUCUCUAGGCUUGGGGUGCAUUGUACGCGGGUGGACACCUUUCUCCUUGGCUGUUUUUGUUCUGGGCUUAGCUUUUGGUUUGCUCUUUAAAAAAAUAAUCUGGCAUCCAGAAGACUGGCGGGCUGUGCCAGGGCUUGGACUGCGGGUAUAUUGUGUUCUGCGUGAGGUUUGGGGGGAGGGAGGGAGCCAGUUGGAAGGGAGGAGGAGGAUGUUUGUCAUCCUUUGCUGUAGAGCUGUGGGCACCUGACAAGCUUGAAGAAGUCUUUGGGAUGUACGGGGAAGAAGGAACAAAUUCCUGGCUGGUUCACAGGCUCCAUCAGGACUGAAAGCGUGGCCAGGGCUCUUGGGAGCAUCUCACUUCCUCCUUGCGGCUGUAAUUGCAGUUUUAGGCAGAGAUCCAAGAGAUGCAGAGGAAGGGAGAGGCUCGGUAACCUAUAUGUACCCAAGGGGGUGGUGCAUUCCUUUAAAAAUCCUGACAGAAGGAAAAACAGAAUGUGUGCAAGUGAGGGUUUGAGGAAAGAAUGUUUUGAAAGAAAGCAUCAGGGAAUGCAAAGGACCAACCCUCCCCCAUCCCGAAGACGCUGCUUCCCAAAUGGGGUCUUCCCAUCACUAGAUCUAGAGCAGCAGCUGGUCCUGGAGACCCCCUUCACAGGGCACAAUGACAGAUCCCAUCUCCUGCUCAGUACGAACCUCCAUACUGCAAUGGAUGGUGGCAAGACCUAAACUCUUUAAUUUUCUGGUGGAGAAAAUGGAGGCGCGGCAGGUCCCUACAGAGAAAGGAGGCCAAGAGCUGGACCUUCCUACCCAGGAAGCCUGCUGCAUCCCUUUUCCCACCCUUAGCAGAGGCCUGCUUUUGCAAGGCCAAGACCAUAAGGAUGCUUAGGAUUUUAGUUUGUUUCCUUGCACAGUAAUCAAGGCCUAAAAGAGUCUCAGCUGUAGCUUACUGAGGAACUCUUUCCUCUCCAAAGCCUCAGUCUAGCCCACUAGAUAGAUUAGUAUUCAAGGAUACUCUGGUCUCAUUUUCUCCCAAAUAUUUAUUGAGUGCCUACUGUGUGACAAGCAUUGUAUAAUGAUUAUGUCUUAUGUUCUUUCUUUGCCCUCCUAAGGGGGCCUCUGGAGUCAGGUGAGGUGAAGUGUGCUGUACCCCAUCUAGACAUUUCCAGAACCUUCUCUGGGUCUGCAGAAAUGCGCUGCAACUUCUCACCCCUGCAGGGUAGGCUGCAGUUCCCAUCGUACAAACUGUUAGGGGCAGUGCCAUUCCCCUAGCCCCAGAAGGUGAGCUUAGCUGGAGGACAGAAAGUGGGAGCAGCUUCGCUGGCCCUUUGAGCCUUAGCCAGGGUUGUCCUAAGGGGCACUGGUAGUCACUGCCUUCAAAAUAGACCUCCUUCCGAAUGGUGGCUCCUUGGGGUGCAAAUCCCCUAGCCUCUCCCCCUCCCUCCUCACUGAGAGGCUGCUCUUAUGUUUCUGCCAGGGAUGGUUUAAGCCCCUGAUGACCAACCCCUUGCCCUUCAGUUGUCCCCAUUAGUGAGCCUUGUCUCCAUAAUUGCUUCCCUGGGUAAUUCCAUCAGACACAGCUACACCCUUUGCUGAUGUGCCUGCCCACGCAAUGCCCCUUGUAGAUGGAAGCCUAACACACUUCUCCCUGAGAGCUUAAACCGCAGGCACCAUGGUCAAGAUCUGCCAGGUUCCUGCUGCCCAUAAUCCACAAUGGGAGGGGCGUGCUUUUUUAUGGCUUACGUACACUCUAGUUUCUGAAAGCUUUAAUGUGUGUGGGGAUCGUCCUGUGUUCACCAGGUCUCAUUACACAAUGCGUUUUUAUGUGGGGCUUUAAUGGCUGAAAAUGGCAGAGAUGAAUGUACCACUCUGCCCCCUGUGUAAUUUCAAGGCCCCUUUUGUGUUCGCCAAAUAGAGGUAUUGGAGUGAAGGUCAGUCCUGGCUUCUUCCCUUCCCCUACACCUGGGGCCUAUUGAUGCCCAGCGAUAUUUAGGUAAGAGACUUGAAGAUUUCUGCUAUUUCAAGGCAUGUGUUUAACUCUCAACAUCAUCCUUUUCCCUGACUAUCUAUUUGAGUCCCUCUGAUUACAUCCUACCAUUUAGAUGAAGGGGGGACAUAUGAUUUUUUAAAUGUAGAAGAUGUCUGAGACAGUUUGCUGAGAAUAUGCUAAGAAAGCCCCUAUUGGCUCACGCCCACUACCAUCAUUUGGUCCUCAUGAGGAUGGGAGCUCAUGUUUCUCUAGGUGAAUACACCAGAUACUUUAAGAUGGAUUUAGUGAUGUAUCGACAUUAAGAAAAAUGGUAACAUUCUUCUUUCCCCUGCCAGAGACAGCCCAGGCCCAGAUCUCUGUUUAAGCAGAAAGGAAAUUGAGCAAAGGCAAAGGUAAACUCCUCUAUCCCUCUGUCACCAAAGGGGUGGAAGUGGGGGUCAGUGACUGCGGACGCAUGAGGAAGCUUAGCCAGAAAAAUAUUUGGGGAAGGGGUAAUUUCUCAGCAGGAAAAAGUGCAUACAUAGUUACACAACCAUAUCUGUUUACAUAACCACAUCCAUUGCUAGUAUUUAUGGAAAAGCAUUUAACCACACACACACACACACACGCACGCACACACAAAUCCAUCCAUCUAUACUGUCUCCACAGGGGAAUAAUUUUUCUAUUUCCCUCUGCUGAACUUACAUAACAUCCCCACCCCUUGUUCUAACCUGAGAAUGGAGUUCUCUGGGGGCUGCUGCAAAGCGUUCUCCCUGGGACAGAUGGAGCCUCCCUUCCUCCUCUACUCUGUGGGUGGCUUUAGAGCCCCGUGAGUCAACAGGAGCUGAAGGUUGUGCUGGAGUUUGUGUGUUUGAGGCUUGGCUGGCUGAUUCAUGGUGAUGCAUGUGUCAGUAAUAACAAUUAUAAGAAUUAUGGUACCUAAUAAAGUUUUUUUUCCUUCCAAAUCCAUCUACCAUUCUUUCGUUUGAGUGUUUUUAAGCCAGGUCUUACUCAAUUUGACAUCAGCUUUAAAAUGUAUA